AUGAUUGAAGAAAAAAUGGAAGAAUAAAAAGAAUUUGUUAAAUGUAUUGGGCAAUUGAAUGGUCAUACUGAUAAGAUAUGGUCAGUUUCAUGGCAUCCUACUUUAGAUAUAUUUGCAACUUGCAGUAGCGAUAAGACCAUUAAAAUAUGGGGAUUAAAAGAAAAUAGUGAAAAUUAGUAUGAACUGAAGUAAACUAUCUCUGAUACUCAUGAGAGAACAAUUAGAACAUUAGCUUUUUCUCCUGAUGGAAUGAUGCUUGCAUGUGGAAGCUUCGAUAGCACUAUAUCUAUUUAUGCUCUCAAUAAUGGUUCAUUCGAAUUUGUGUCAAAAUUAGAAGGACACGAACACGAAGUUAAAUGUGUAGCUUGGGAUUCUGAAGGUAAGUUUUUAGCAUCUUGUUCGAGAGAUAAGACCGUUUGGGUUUGGGAUUACGAAAAUGGCUUUGAUUUUUCAUGUUACUCUGUUAUAGAUGCACAUACUUAAGAUGUUAAGCACGUGAAAUGGAUUCCAGGUACUAAUAAUUUAGCAAGUACUUCGUUUGAUGAUAAGUUAAAAUUAUGGGAGUAGGAAGAUGAUGAUUGGAAGUGCUCUGCAACCUAUUCAAAUCAUUCUGCUACUGUAUGGUGUGUAGAAUUUUCCAAAACCGGAUAAUAUAUGGCCUCCUGUGGUGACGAUAAAUAAAUUAAAGUUUACAAAAAAAAUGAAAAUGGAGCUUUUUCCUCCCCUUAUAUUGUUGAAACUACUAUUAAAAAUGCCCAUGCAAGAACUAUUUAUAGUUUAUCUUUUAGCGAAGAUGCAACUUUCCUUGCUUCUGUAGGUGCUGAUAAUACAUUAAAUGUUUAUUAAAAAAAUAUGUAUGUAACAACAUUUGAAGGUUAAGACAACAAUUUAUACGAAUUACUAGAAAAGAAAGUAAAUUGCCAUUUUGCAGAUAUAAAUUGUGUUGCUUUCCAUCCAAGUAAGGAUAUAUUGGUUACUGUAAGUGAUGAUAGACAAAUUAAGCUUUGGUCUGUAGAAAUAAACUUAUGA
This is a messenger RNA of Tetrahymena thermophila SB210, 1029 nucleotides long. Its product is annotated as cytosolic iron-sulfur protein assembly protein CIAO1-B, putative. The transcript has 6 exons. The record is from RefSeq and is a predicted model, not a curated record. NCBI's taxonomy places the organism in Eukaryota, Ciliophora, Oligohymenophorea, Hymenostomatida, Tetrahymenidae. Gene Ontology annotation, cellular component: cytosolic [4Fe-4S] assembly targeting complex. Gene Ontology annotation, molecular function: protein binding. Gene Ontology annotation, biological process: iron-sulfur cluster assembly.